UAUACGGUACCAGGAGGUAUUCGCAGAGAUACGAUUUCUAACAAUUUGAUAUUUUUGAGCGCUUUUGUCGAUACGAAGUGAAAUUUUACAACAUACCUCAAAGGUUCUCGAGCAGGAAAAAAUCGCCAAUAUGGCCCCUCAAUCAGAAGAUCCUGAUGUGAACAUGAAUCAAUCAGUAGAUGAUAAUGAAGAUAUGGAACAAAAGAUUAUCAAUGAAGAGUACAAAACAUGGAAGAAGAACAGCCCUUUCCUCUAUGAUAUGAUUUUAAGCACUGCGCUCGAAUGGCCUACCUUGACAACUCAAUGGUUUCCUGAUGUUAAAGAACCAGCAGGAAAGAACUAUACCGUCCACAGACUUCUUAUUGGCACUCAUACCUCGAACGGCGCACAGAACUAUUUACAAAUUGCCAAUGUCGAGUUGCCAAAAAAUGUCACCCCAAACCAUGUGGAUUACGAUGAGGAUCGAGAGGAGAUUGGAGGUUAUGGAAAACCAUCAUCUGGGGAACAGGCAGCCAUCAAAAUGACCAUCGAGCAGAAGAUUGAUCAUCCGGGAGAGGUUAACAAAGCUAGAUACCAGCCACAAAACCCAAAUAUUAUAGCUACUAUGUGUGUCGAUGGCAGAGUUUUGAUCUUCGAUCGUACCAAGCACAGCAGCCUUCCUAAAGGUGUUGUCAGCCCACAAAUUGAGCUUAUAGGACACAAGAAGGAAGGAUUUGGUCUAGGCUGGAAUCCACACGUUGCUGGCGAACUUGCGACUGGUAGCGAAGACAAAACAGUCCGAUUAUGGGAUCUCAAUACUUUACAGGCGAACGACAACAAAUUGAAGUCGAGUAAAAUUUACACUCACCACACUUCCAUCGUUAACGAUGUCCAAUAUCACCCCUCCCACAAAUCUCUGAUUGGAACAGUCUCAGAUGAUUUGACUCUACAAAUCCUCGAUAUCAGACAACCAGAUACAGAUAAAUCAGUUAGCACAGGCAAAGGUCACACUGAUGCCAUCAACGCACUCGCUUUCAACCCUGCAUCAGAAUUUGUCCUAGCUACCGCAUCAGCAGACAAGACCAUUGGUCUUUGGGAUUUGAGAAAUCUCAAAGAGAGGCUUCAUACACUGGAAGGCCACAUGGAUGCUGUUACUUCGCUUGCUUGGCACCCAACUGAAGAGGCUGUAUUGGGAAGUGGCAGUUAUGAUCGCAGAGUUAUUUUCUGGGAUCUUAGCAGAGUUGGCAUGGAGCAAUUACCAGAUGAUCAGGAUGAUGGACCACCUGAGCUAUUAUUUAUGCACGGAGGUCAUACGAAUCAUCUUGCUGACUUUAGCUGGAACCAAAAUGAACCAUGGGUAGUUUGUAGCGCAGCAGAAGAUAAUCUAAUUCAAAUUUGGAAGGUCUCGGAAGGAAUUGUAGGAAAGGAUAUUGAGGAAAUUCCUAUGGAUGAAUUGGAGCACUAAAUUUGAAUGUGGAGAUUGAGGCAAUGGAAAAUGGGAUAGCCCGGAUGGGAAGAAAAUAUUGAAAUACCCGAGCGUUGUCAAAUGUAUGAAUGAAUGGUAGGGGAACGAAAUGAAAGGGAGUUUACGCGUUUUUUUACGAUCGGUCGCGGCGUUGACUUGACGUAGGUUAGUUGGCUAGUUAGUAGAUGAGCUGAUAAUGAUAAACAUAUCUCAAUAUA
Botrytis byssoidea is the source of this 1662-nucleotide messenger RNA. RefSeq lists its product as uncharacterized. Gene Ontology annotation, biological process: regulation of gene expression. The coding region runs from base 131 to 1444 and encodes 437 amino acids. Gene Ontology annotation, molecular function: histone binding. Gene Ontology annotation, cellular component: Rpd3L-Expanded complex; nucleus; Rpd3L complex. The record is from RefSeq and is a predicted model, not a curated record. Lineage: Eukaryota; Fungi; Ascomycota; Leotiomycetes; Helotiales; Sclerotiniaceae. The transcript has 7 exons.